AUGUUCGGCUUCAACAUCUUCGGCAGCUCUGCCUCGACGGAUGCACCUCAACCCACCGGCGCAGUCAACAUAAUGCCCACAAACACCACAACGCUCGCGACGCUGAACAACGCCGCAUCGGAUUUAAAACCGCAGGGAGAGACCGCUGGCAAGGUUAAGCCCUGCUGCGUCUGCAAAGACGAGAAAUCUGCCCGCGACGAAUGCAUGCUCUUCUCCACGGCCUCCGAUCCUCAAGAGGCAUGUAAAGAUAUGGUCAGCAAGUACAGGAGUUGUAUGCAGAGUUAUGGGUUCAACAUUGCGUGA
This is a messenger RNA of Fulvia fulva, 303 nucleotides long. RefSeq names its product Cytochrome c oxidase copper chaperone. The coding region runs from base 1 to 303 and encodes 100 amino acids. Gene Ontology annotation, cellular component: mitochondrial intermembrane space. Gene Ontology annotation, biological process: mitochondrial respiratory chain complex IV assembly. Gene Ontology annotation, molecular function: copper chaperone activity; copper ion binding. NCBI's taxonomy places the organism in Eukaryota, Fungi, Ascomycota, Dothideomycetes, Mycosphaerellales, Mycosphaerellaceae. The transcript is spliced from 2 exons. The record is from RefSeq and is a predicted model, not a curated record.